GUGCUUACACGCGCUCUCAGAUCUCACUGACUUGAUUUUUACAUUGAAUCCCCACUUUUCUGGUUCGAAAAUCUGCUACGGCUGUUGUUAUAACAAGCACCAACCACAACGACUUUUCUGGUCUUUACUUUCCUUCUUUGUUAUUGCAAAUACGACGCCGUUUGACCAUCUUCUCCGGUGACCGGAAAAUGGUGGAGCCGGUGGAGCUUCCUAGCGACGAGCAUCGCUCGUUACUUUCAGAUUCCAACAAUGGUGACCGGUCGUGGCGGUUGAACUUCGACGGGUUUCAGUUAUCUUCGGAACACACAGAGAAGCAAGUGAAACCCUCUCGUGGUCUCCAUGAUUGCUAUGGGGUUCUUGGUCAAGAAGAUAAUAUUGCUGAGUACUAUCAGCAGCAGGUUGAAGUGCUUGAGGGCUUUAAUGAAAUGGAUGCAUUAGCAGAGCGUGGUUUUAUUCCUGGAAUGUCAAAGGAGGAGCGAGACAAGUUAGCAAGAAAUGAGACGUUUGCCAUCCGAUUGUCGAACGUAGCAAACAUGGUUCUUUUUGCUGCCAAAGUUUAUGCAUCAAUCAGAAGUGGUUCCCUAGCCAUCAUUGCAUCCACUUUAGACUCGCUUCUUGACCUCCUUUCUGGAUUCAUCCUCUGGUUCACUGCAUUUUCCAUGCAAACACCAAACCCAUAUCAGUACCCUAUUGGAAAGAAAAGGAUGCAACCGUUGGGAAUUCUUGUUUUUGCCUCUGUCAUGGCUACACUGGGGCUGCAAAUAAUCUUAGAGUCUAUCCGCACGUUAAUAUACACUGAAAAUGCAUUCAACUUGACCAGGGAACAAGAGCGCUGGGUCGUGGGUAUUAUGCUUUCUGUGACUGUGGUGAAAUUCCUGCUGAUGAUUUAUUGCCGCUCUUUUACUAAUGAGAUUAUUAAAGCCUAUGCCCAGGAUCACUUUUUUGAUGUGAUCACUAAUAUCAUUGGUCUUAUUGCUGCACUUCUGGCAAAUUAUGUUGAUGAUUGGAUGGAUCCUGUUGGUGCUAUCAUUCUGGCUUUAUACACCAUUCGCACUUGGUCAAUGACGGUGUUGGAAAAUGUGAAUUCCUUGGUGGGAAGAUCAGCAGCACCAGAGUAUCUUCAGAAGCUUACAUACCUAUGCUGGAACCACCACAAGGCUGUAAGGCACAUUGAUACCGUCCGGGCAUAUACAUUUGGGUCUCACUACUUCGUUGAGGUUGAUAUUGUCCUGCCAGCAGAUAUGCCCUUGCAAGAGGCUCAUGAUAUUGGAGAAUCAUUGCAAGAGAAGCUUGAGCUUUUACCCGAGAUUGAGCGUGCAUUUGUUCAUCUUGAUUAUGAGUACAGUCACAAACCUGAGCAUGCUCAAGCACACUCUUAGUAGCCAUAAGGAAAAGCAAUGCCUUGUUUAUUUCAUUUGCCCUUUCAUGUCCAAUCAGUUGUAAAUCUGAACCAUUUCUGGCAGUUCAGAAUAUGCAAUCGAGUUUGAAUGCAAGUCAUUGAGAAGUUGCUAACUCUCAAUCCCAACUUGCUGGCAGCUUUGGUAAUAUUCCCAAAUGUAAACUGCGAUAGGCUGAUCAGGCAAAGACCCUCCAGGUUCCAUCUAGGAGAAAUAGAAUCUUGCUACUCUCUUUCAACGUUUUCUUGUACAGUACACCCUUUCUACCUUAAUUAAGGAUUUAAGGUGAUGUUUGCUGGACUUGUUAUUAAUGCUGACUUGCAGUAAGCUCUUUUUAGCUUAUUUUCAGAAAUUUUGUGGUCAAAAUGUUGAUAUAAGUUGAAUUAGGUUGUAUUUUUAAACGCACUUAAUUAUGGUAAUACAAAAGUUUAAAGUAUUUUUUU
Abrus precatorius (Indian licorice) is the source of this 1840-nucleotide messenger RNA. Its product is annotated as metal tolerance protein 11. The transcript is spliced from 6 exons. Gene Ontology annotation, molecular function: manganese:proton antiporter activity. The record is from RefSeq and is a predicted model, not a curated record. Gene Ontology annotation, cellular component: membrane. The coding region runs from base 189 to 1379 and encodes 396 amino acids. NCBI's taxonomy places the organism in Eukaryota, Viridiplantae, Streptophyta, Magnoliopsida, Fabales, Fabaceae. Gene Ontology annotation, biological process: transmembrane transport; monoatomic cation transport.